AUGGCCCAGCUGGGCGCCAUCGCGGCGCUUUUCCUCAGCUUCCUGGCCGCUGCUUUCCUCUCCGCCAUCCACAAGAUCGAGGAGGGGCACAUCGGUGUCUAUUACCGCGGCGGGGCGUUGCUGACCUCCACCAGCGGGCCCGGCUUCCACCUCAUGCUGCCCUUCAUCACGUCCUACAAGUCAGUGCAGACCACGCUGCAGACAGAUGAGGUGAAAAAUGUCCCUUGUGGUACCAGUGGAGGAGUGAUGAUUUAUUUUGACAGAAUUGAGGUGGUGAAUUUCCUCAUCCAGAGUGCAGUGUAUGACAUAGUGAAGAACUACACAGCUGACUAUGACAAAGCUCUCAUCUUCAACAAGAUUCACCACGAGCUCAACCAGUUCUGCAGUGUCCACACGCUGCAGGAGGUCUACAUUGAGCUGUUUGAUCAGAUUGAUGAAAACCUUAAGCUGGCCUUGCAGCAGGACCUCACCACGAUGGCCCCUGGAUUAAUUAUACAGGCAGUUCGAGUUACAAAGCCAAACAUCCCUGAAACAAUCCGGAGGAAUUAUGAGCUCAUGGAGAGUGAGAAGACAAAGCUGCUGAUUGCAGCACAGAAGCAGAAGGUGGUGGAGAAGGAAGCAGAGACGGAAAGGAAGAAAGCCCUCAUCGAGGCAGAAAAAAUUGCACAAGUUGCUGAAAUUACUUACGGCCAGAAAGUGAUGGAAAAGGAGACGGAGAAGAGAAUUUCAGAGAUUGAAGAUGCUGCAUUUCUGGCAAGAGAGAAGGCCAGAGCUGAUGCUGAAUGCUACACUGCUAUGAAAGUAGCUGAAGCCAACAAGCUGAAGCUAACCCCUGAGUACUUGCAGCUGAUGAAGUACAAGGCCAUCGCAGCAAACAGCAAGAUCUACUUUGGCAAAGAUAUCCCCAACAUGUUCAUGGACUAUGCAGGAAGCCAGACCAAGUUUGCAGAAGGACUGGCAGAAGGAAUCCAAGAAGGUGAUGCAGCAGGAACCAGUGAGGACACAAAACUACUUCAUAAUGUCAACUGAGAAGGAAGAUUUCUAGUCGUUUUCUAUCAAAACAAACAAGAACUGGGAAGUU
This is a messenger RNA of Indicator indicator, 1081 nucleotides long. It is a transcript of the gene ERLIN2, whose product is annotated as ER lipid raft associated 2. Gene Ontology annotation, molecular function: ubiquitin protein ligase binding; cholesterol binding. Gene Ontology annotation, biological process: SREBP signaling pathway. The transcript is spliced from 11 exons. The coding region runs from base 1 to 1029 and encodes 342 amino acids. NCBI's taxonomy places the organism in Eukaryota, Metazoa, Chordata, Aves, Piciformes, Indicatoridae. The record is from RefSeq and is a predicted model, not a curated record. Gene Ontology annotation, cellular component: endoplasmic reticulum; endoplasmic reticulum membrane.